GAUACAUAUUUGGUAUUCUAGACUAUCCUUACAAAGCAAAUAAUAGAGGGUGUUGGGUGAUGGUUGGGACGUCUAUUUUCUCUGUCCUUAAAUAUCCAUCUCCUUAACCAAACCCACUUGCAACUUCUGCAACUCUUCCUGUUGCCAUUUCAACCAAAAGAUCACUCAACUCAACAAGUAAUUCUUCUUUUGCAUAUCCCUAGCUACAUGCUUUGUUUUGGUUUCCUUUACUAAUUGGCUAUUGGUGGGCUUAAUCUUUGUCUAUUACUUAUUACCAAUAUGGUUGUCACAAUUGCUCAUACCUUUUAAUUGGACAGUGGUGUUUUUCUUUGCUAGCUAACAGAAAAACCAAAAUUCAACUUGGGGGUUUUUGCCAUUUUUUUUUCCCAUCUUUGCAACAAUGGAGUUCCCAAAUCAAGCACCUGAGAGCUCUUCCCAAAGAAAAAUUGGAAGAGGCAAGAUUGAGAUUAAGCGGAUUGAAAACACUACAAAUCGACAAGUCACCUUCUGCAAGCGCCGCAACGGCUUGCUUAAGAAAGCCUAUGAGUUAUCUGUUCUAUGUGAUGCUGAAGUUGCUCUUAUUGUCUUCUCUACCCGUGGCCGCCUGUAUGAGUAUGCUAACAACAGCGUUAGAGCAACGAUUGAUAGGUACAAAAAAGCAUGUACUGAUUCUACGAAUGGUGGAUCUGUUUCUGAAGCUAACACUCAGGUAAACUCUGCUGUCACAACAUGCAUGGCCUCACGAAGACAGAUUCGCGAAAUCCAGAACUCAAACCGGCAUAUACUGGGUGAAGCUCUUAGCACUUUGAACAUCAAGGAACUCAAGAACCUAGAAGGAAGACUGGAGAAAGGGAUCAGCAGAAUAAGAUCCAAAAAGAAUGAAAUGCUGUUUGCUGAAAUCGAAUUUAUGCAAAAGAGGGAGAUCGAGCUGCAAAACCAUAACAAUUAUCUGAGAGCAAAGAUAGCUGAAAAUGAGAGGGCACAACAGCAGCAAACAAAUAUGAUUCAAGGAACUUCUUAUGAUCAGUCAAUGCCUUCACAGUCAUACGACAGGAACUUCCUCCCUGUAAUCUUGGAGGCCAAUAAUAAUAAUAAUAACCAUUACUCUCGCCAUGACCAGACAGCUCUCCAACUUGUUUGAAAUGCCGGAAUGCUGUCUGAUGUUCCAUUCUAUCCUUUGAUCUGUUUUCCAUAAAUCUAUCAGAUACUUGACUGUAAUUUAUGUAUAUGUUUGAGAACCAGCUUGUCAAUGUUCUCACCACUCAGUUCAAUCAGAAUUUUCUGCAUUAACUACCUAUGAUGUACCCAAACUCUAAGAUAAUAUAUUAAAUUGGGUAUAAUAGUGAUUUGCCCCCUGAA
Prunus mume (Japanese apricot) is the source of this 1359-nucleotide messenger RNA. Lineage: Eukaryota; Viridiplantae; Streptophyta; Magnoliopsida; Rosales; Rosaceae. The record is from RefSeq and is a predicted model, not a curated record.